CUCAUAAUUUGCGCCAAAUGUCCAAAACGCUUUCUCUAUCCGAACUGGACUUCUAAGUUCGAAGCUUAAACGGAAAGCUCUUUUGCUCUUCGUCAAACCCAUUUUUAGGGUUCUUAAUUUGUUAAAAACUUUCCCAUUUCACUAAAACGUUGCCGUUUUGUUCUAUUUAUUUCACUGGUUUGGACUUUUUGGGGGUUUCUUUGUCACAUGCAGUCGAGUGUUUCUCUUUAUCCCAGUGCUGGCUUUGUCAUCGAAGUUUGUUCUUUAUCAUUCUUGGGGUUUAAAAAUCCAAACUUUGAUCAGUUUGGUUAGGGUUUUUGGAAUUUCAGAUUCUGGGUUGGUUCAAUUGGGUAUUUAAUUUUUGAAAUUACAAGCUGUUUUGGGGUUUAAAUUACGGUUUCCAAGUGGGUUUCGAUUUGUGGGAUGAAUAGUUUGUUCAGUGAACAGAUACUCGCAGAGAAGCUCUCCAAGCUCAACAGCACCCAACAGUGUAUUGAAAGUUGCCUUAACUUAUUUACAUAGCAUUGUCACACUGGUGUAUAUUUCACCGUGGCAAAGCAGAACUAGUGGUUAAGACAUGGGAUAAACAAUUUCACAGUUCUUCAAUGGUUCAGAAAGUCCCCCUUUUGUAUCUUGCAAAUGACAUCCUACAGAACAGUAAGCGUAAAGGAAAUGAAUUUGUCACUGAGUUUUGGAAAGUCCUUCCCUCAGCUCUCAAAGAUGUUGUUGAGAAAGGGGAUGAGCAUGGAAAGAAGGUUGUCUCUAGAUUGGUUAAUAUAUGGGAAGAAAGGAGAGUCUUUGGGUCCCAUGCCCGAAGCCUGAAAGACGUUAUGCUUGCUGCUGGGGAUGUGCCUCCUCCACCCUUGGAGUUUAGUGGCAAAAAGCGUUCACGCUUGGUCAGAAUUGUGAAACGAGAUUCACGAUCCAUUAGAACAAAAUUGUCUAUUGGGGGUGCUGCUGAAAAAAUAGUGUCAGCAUAUCACUUGGUGCUCAGUGAACGUCCCAGCGAAGAGGAAGAGAUGGCUAAAUGCAAGUCAGGGGUUCAUCGUGUGAGAAAGAUGGAGAAAGAUGUUGAUAUUGCCUGUACUAUAGACAAAGACCCAAAGCGGAAAACCUUGGCCACUGAACUCGAGGAGGAAGAAAAUCUUUUGAAACAAUGUAUUGAGAAACUUAAAUCAGUUGAAGCUAGAAGAGUAGCACUCAUAUCUCAGUUAAAAGAGGCUCUGCAUGAGGAGGAAUCUGAACUGGAGAAUCUUCGAACUCAGAUGCAGGUAGCUCAGGCUCAGACAGAGGAGGCCUGCAACAUGCGAAUGCGACUCAAUGAUGAAGAUUAUGUAUCGAAUCCAUCUGCUACGACUACCCCAUCAGUUGAUGUGAAUGCGAAAGCAGGACAAACACCAAAGAGGACUGCUGCAGCUAUUGCAGCUGAAGUUGCGGACAAACUUACAGCUUCUAGCUCCUCACAAAUGAUCAUGCACUCUGUUCUCUCAACAUUUGCUGCCGAAGAAGCGAAAAAUGCUGGCCUGGUAAAGGCUUCUACAUCAUCAAAUUCAUUCACACCCAUACCUGUCAAUUCAGUGGCUGAUACGAUAUCAAAAUCUGAGAAGCCUAUGCCGGUUUCGGAUCCCAGCAUGUUUUUGCCAUCUCAGUUGCUUACUGCUCUUCCUAAUCAUUCAUAUCAAACAGUUUUGGUACCCCAACCAACUCUGCCGAACCAAACCUCAACCUCACAAGCUCAAUAUCACAUGCUUUCUAACCCACCUUCCCAGCAAUAUUUGCAGCCACCAGGAGGGAUCAUGACCCCAUACGGGUACAGCAGCAUCAGGCCCAUGCCAGCAGGACCACCACCACCAGCCCAUAUGGUGAGCCCGAUGGUUCCUUUGACUCAUCAACCAAUUCCAUUGGCACAGCAACCAGCACCUAUGAAUCAGCAGAUACCUGUAUUAACUCAGCAGCCCCCGGCACCUCCUAGUUUCAGGCCACUGCAGCGGCCGGGAAUGUAUUACAGUCAUCCUCCCCAUUCCUAAUGAUAUUUAUUUCUGGCAAGUUAGGUCAGUGAAAUCUUUCUGAAUUUUUUUUACUGGUAGAAUCUGUUUUCUGGAGAGUUGAAAAUUUGUUUGUGCAAAUUGUUUUUGCAGAGGUGAAAAUACAUAGAUGUUGGAUAAUAAUCCUUCAAAUAUUUUUUCAAAGAGCAGCCGAAAAUUAUAAGCAGUGGAUAAGAAAGAACUAGUGUAAUAUUAUUGAUUUUUUAGAUAUUUUUUCUGAUUUGUAAAGACAAAAUAGUUCACGCGGUUUCAGAUUUUAGAGAAGGAAAAAAAAAAAAAAGAAAAUAUAUUGUUCAAACUUGUACAUUCCAAGUUAAGCACACACAAACAAGAUGAAGCACAUUGUUGAGGCCUAAUACAGAAAUCUUUUAACCUUUCAUGA
Messenger RNA from Mangifera indica (mango), 2427 nucleotides. RefSeq names its product regulation of nuclear pre-mRNA domain-containing protein 2-like. Gene Ontology annotation, molecular function: RNA polymerase II complex binding. NCBI's taxonomy places the organism in Eukaryota, Viridiplantae, Streptophyta, Magnoliopsida, Sapindales, Anacardiaceae. The record is from RefSeq and is a predicted model, not a curated record. The transcript has 7 exons. Gene Ontology annotation, cellular component: RNA polymerase II, holoenzyme. Gene Ontology annotation, biological process: mRNA 3'-end processing. Bases 606 to 2027 code for a protein of 473 amino acids.